Molecule: messenger RNA, 2763 nt
Organism: Stylophora pistillata
Lineage: Eukaryota; Metazoa; Cnidaria; Anthozoa; Scleractinia; Pocilloporidae
Product: ammonium transporter Rh type A
Biological process (GO): ammonium transmembrane transport; ammonium homeostasis
Cellular component (GO): plasma membrane
Molecular function (GO): ammonium channel activity
Source: RefSeq, a predicted model, not a curated record
CAGACCGGCUGGGAUCGACAAAGAAUUAAAAAUAUUGAUAAUAUUGUUAGUAAACUAUGUCAGAUCAAAGCUUAGGAGGUCACGGGAAAUUUGCAGGCUUAUUGCUUCUCCUUCAAGGAUUGUUAAUGAUUUUAUUCGUAGUUUUCGUUGGCUACAGUGACGAUCUUCUGCCAGCGAAUGCUUCAGAAAAAAACUCGAAGGGCGGCACAGUUCAUGAUAAAUAUUCUGUAUUUGAAGGACUGCAUUUCAUGCUUUUCAUUGGGUUUGGACUUCUCAUGACAUUUCUUAAGAAAUAUGGAUUUAGUGCCCUGGGAUAUAACUUCCUUAUAUCUGCACUGGUUAUUGAGUGGUCUACAAUGAUGCAAGGAUUUUUGGACAUGCAGAACAGUAAAAUUCAACUCGGACUAGAUAGCAUGAUCAAGGGUGACCUUGCUGCAGUGGCUGUGACAAUCACCUUUGGAGCACUGCUUGGAAAAACAAGUCAUCACCAGAUGCUUAUUAUAUCAUUUAUUGAAGUGAUACUCUACUCUGCGAACAGAGCAAUAGGCACUAGGGUUUUCCAUGCGGUGGAUGCUGGUAGUUCAAUGUAUGUUCAUACAUUUGGUGCCUUCUAUGGUCUUGCUGUGUCACGCAUGUUAUAUAAUAGCAAAAUUGUGGCUCAUGAGAAAGAGACUUCCAGAUAUACAUCUGAUCUUUUUGCCACAGUUGGAACAAUUGUCUUGUGGGUUUGCUGGCCAAGUUUUAAUGCGGUGCUUGUAGAAGGAGUGGCAAGGCAAAGAGCCAUUGUAAAUACAUACUACGCCAUCAUAACCAGCUGUGUUACCUCCUGUGCAUUUUCAGCUCUAAUGACAAAGGGGUCAAAAUUAAGUAUGGUUCAUCUCCAAAAUGCCAGCUUGGCAGGGGGUGUGGCUGUAGGUACAAUCGCACCCAUGAUAAUUCAGCCGUGGGGUGCAGUGUUGAUUGGGUUUGUAAGUGGGGCUUUAAGUACUUCCAGCUUCAAAUACAGUCAGCCCUGGCUCAUAAGAAGGCUUAAAGUUCAUGACACAUGUGGAGUAAAUAGCUUGCAUGGAUUACCAGGGAUCUUGGGAGCUGUAGCAGGAACUAUCUCUGCUAGUAUUGCUGGUUAUAAACUGUACAAAACAAGUCUCUAUACAGUAUUUCCUGCAAGGGCCCCCAUUUUUAAUAGUACCCAGUACUUUGAGUUGGUCAAGUUUGACCCAGAUGCUGUGGAUGGCCUGGGGUGGAGUUCAGGGAAACAAGCAGCAUUUCAGUUUGCUGCUCUAGCUGUUACAUUAGCUCUAGCAAUAGCUGGUGGACUCCUAACAGGUGUCAUUGUCAAGCAACCAUUUUUUGAUCCUCUUAGGGAUGAGGCACUGUAUGAUGAUGGAGAGUUUUGGGAAGUCCCGUCUGAUUUUCGACCAUUACCUGGAACUGUUUAUCCCCCAAGAGAAAAUAGUGCAGUGCAGGCAGAACAAACUGAAUCAUUGGUCCAACAAGAAGAAAAUGAAUCAGAAGAACAGGCUGAUGGUCAAGUCUGAAAGUAACAUCAAUUAUCAUUCUUUAUUGAUACUGAUUGGGUACUUCUGUAAAAUACAGGUACUAAUUGUAAUGUGUGGGUAAUGUCUUCUAGUAAUUUAUAGGUAAAAUUUUGUAUUUUAUAAAAGAAUUUAGAAGCCAAUCAAUAACAAACAAUUUUUCUCUCACUCAACAUAAAAGAAAUUCCAUUAUCAGCCACUGAAAGAAUGUUUCAUUGCUUUUGCAAUCUGUGAAAAUGUCAAGUAAAGGCUGUUUGUCUUUAAAAUGAAAGACAGGAUCAAUGACUAUAUUAUUUAACGCUAAUCUGGAUUGUAACUCUCCCUUCUAGAUGUUGUACGUUUCAUUAUGUAGUGAGGGAGAAUUUGUUGUUAGAUCAAAGUAACUAGAAUUAAGACUUUGGCUUUUUUGAAGAGAAACAUGUGUCAGGGUGUAAACUGAAACCAAAAAGCCAUCUGCUUCAGGGGGCAGGAUAACAUUGUCAUGCUGAAAUGUUUGGCAAUUCUUGUUACUUAUUUUCUGGGUAAUGUCUGUAGAUUUUGAGGAUAAUUUACAUAAUAAUCACAUCCAGAAAUGGAAGGGUUUUAUUCUAGUUCUAUAUUCCCAUGUCUAUGGUAUUCCAGUCGGAAUCAAGCAGACUGAUUGACAUAUUUCCAUAAAAUAGGCUAGGACUUUUCUGUUGAUGAAUAGUCAAGUAGGGGAUACAGUUCCCCUUCCUUUCCUUAAUAAUUAUGUUGUUCUCAUCCUUUAAAAAAAGGGGUUGCAGGGUUUUUAAGGUUUUAUAGGGAUGGUAAGGUGUAUGUUAGGCCAGAUUAUUUAACCCAAAAAAUCAUAACAAUUAAAGGAAUGAUAAACAGACCUGAAAACUAAAGGGAAUUCAUUAUGAUUAACAGUCACUUUUGUCUAUAUAUUUUACAUCAAAGAAAACAUUAAUAAGGAGAAUUUAAAGGAGUUUUUUUUUGCAAGCAUUUUCACUUCGCAGGCAUUUUCACAAAUCACAAAGUGGUAGCAUAUACCUAACAAGACUUUUAAAUAAGUUGUCAUCUAGCACAAAGUAGAAAUAUAUAGAUCUUUUGAAAUUAAAAGAAUUAUAUGCUUAUUUAAUUGGCCAAAUAUUUAUCAUAGGAUUUGGUUAAUGAACUAUUUUAACUUUCAGUUAGUGGCAAACCCAAAUUGAAAAUAUUGAAACUUUACUAAACAUUAUAAAUAAACAUUUUAAUGGCUCAUCUA